Messenger RNA from Diorhabda carinulata, 12483 nucleotides. It is a transcript of the gene Cadps, whose product is annotated as calcium-dependent secretion activator. Gene Ontology annotation, biological process: dense core granule exocytosis; synaptic vesicle exocytosis. NCBI's taxonomy places the organism in Eukaryota, Metazoa, Arthropoda, Insecta, Coleoptera, Chrysomelidae. The coding region runs from base 213 to 4547 and encodes 1444 amino acids. The transcript is spliced from 25 exons. The record is from RefSeq and is a predicted model, not a curated record.
CACAAACGCGUUUUCAGUCCACUCAUUUUCCGAGCGGUAGUCGAAGAUUUUCCGUCGCGCAAUCACCGCCCUUCGUUGGGAGUGGAACCAUACACACGUGGAUAUUGUGUUAAUUUACCGAGUUCGGUUGGACUCAGAAUGGGAUAGCAUUUAUAUUUCCUGUUAAUUAUUAUCAAGAAUAAAUAGAGUGGGUUCGCGAAGGUAGAUAGAAGAUGAUAGAUCCAUCUUCAUCUGAAGAAGAUAGUGAAGAAGAACAUGGAACAGGUCACCAUGCUGGGCAUCAUCCUACAACACACCAUCAUCAUCAUCAUUCAUCAGUUCAUUCAUCAGUUCAUCCUCAUACCGAGUCUUCACCAUAUCAUCAAACGCAUGCUUCAGAUUUGGGAAGCGGCACAUUGGAAGUACCUGCUCCAAGUGCCACUCGUUCUUUAUCACCAUCCAGUGCCGUAUCUGCUGAAACAAUCAGCCACAGUUUGGGGUCUUCCAGAGCAAAUUCCUUACCCCGACCUACCAGUCCGUCGCCUUCAGUUGCCUCAGAAAAAACCGAGGUAGAUCUUCAGGAAAAGCAAGAACGAGAAGAGGAAGAACGGAAAAGAAGAAUACAACUUUAUGUUUUUAUAUCGAGGUGCAUAGCAUAUCCGUUCAACGCUAAACAGCCAACUGACAUGACUAGACGACAAACCAAAAUAACAAAACACCAGUUAGAAAGUAUUGUUAAUAGGUUUCAAAGUUUUUUGAAGGGGGAAACGCAAAUAAUGGCCGACGAAGCCUUUCAGAACGCUGUACAGAAUUAUUACGAUGUUUUUUUGAAAUCUGAGAGGGUCGUCAAAAUGGUCCAAUCUGGUGCUUGUUCGCAAUAUGAUUUUAGAGAAGUUUUUAGAAAUAAUAUAGAAAAACGAGUUAGAUCUUUACCUGAAAUGGAAGGAUUGAGUAAAGAGACUGUGUUCACAUCCUGGAUGGCUAAAUUUGACUGCAUUCUAAAAGUUACAGACGAAGACUCGAAAAGACCAUCCAGAAUGCAGCAAAAUUUAAAUUCAGAACUUAUUUUAUCUAAAGAACAGUUAUACGACAUGUUUCAACAAAUUCUUGGGGUCAAAAAAUUUGAACAUCAGCUGCUGUUUAACGCCCUAUUGCUUGAUUCAGCUGAUGAACAAGCAGCAGCAAUCAGAAGGGAGUUAGAUGGCAGAAUGCAAAAAGUGGCAGAAAUGGAAAAGAAUCGAAAGUUAAUGCCUAAGUUUGUGUUGAAAGAAAUGGAGUCCCUUUAUAUAGAAGAGUUGAAAUCGUCCAUAAACUUAUUGAUGGCGAAUUUGGAGUCACUACCAGUAUCAAAAGGAUCGAUGGAUUCCAAAUAUGGUUUACAAAAACUAAAACGCUAUAAUCACAGGUUGCAUAACCAUAAUAAUCCAUAUAAUGUGAAGCACAUUUUGAUGAAUUAUGUUACUUCUUUUAGAUCGCAAGGAUCUUUAGCAAAGCUAGAGGGGGAUUCCGCAGAUAGUGACACCCAGUUAACAAAACUCGAUGUGGUUUUAACAUUUCAACUAGAGGUAAUAGUAAUGGAAGUGAGAGGUUUAAAAUCAUUAUCGCCAAAUCGAAUUGUUUAUUGUACUAUGGAAGUAGAAAAUGGUGAAAAGUUGCAAACUGACCAAGCAGAGGCUUCCAAACCCAUGUGGGAUACGCAAGGCGAUUUUUGUACUACACACCCUUUACCGAUUGUUAAAGUUAAGUUAUAUACAGAAAAUCCUGGAAUGUUGGCGUUGGAAGAUAAAGAGUUGGGGAAAGUUAUUUUGAAGCCUACUCCACUUUCCUCAAAGGCACCGGAGUGGCAUAAGAUGACUGUGCCCAAAAACUUACCGGAUCAAGAUUUGAAAAUAAAAAUAGCGUGUCGAAUGGAUAAACCGUUAAACAUGAAACAUUGUGGCUAUCUGUAUGCGAUAGGAAAAAGUGUAUGGAAGAAAUGGAAGAAACGAUAUUAUGUCCUUGUUCAAGUUUCUCAAUACACAUUUGCAAUGUGUAGUUACAAAGAGAAAAAAUCCGAACCUUCCGAAAUGAUGCAGCUGGAUGGUUACACAGUGGAUUACAUCGAAGCUUCUAGCGCUAACUUGAUGGUCGGAAUGGGUAAGCACUUGGAAGGAGGUAGAUAUUUCUUUAAUGCCGUUAAGGAAGGAGACAGUAUAAUAUAUGCUAGCGAUGAUGAGAAUGAAUGUCAUCUAUGGGUAAUGGCAAUGUACAGAGCAACUGGACAGUCGCAUAAACCAACACCUCCUCUUACUCUUCAAGAUAAAAACUCCACAAUAUCGAAAAUUCAAGGGGAUGCCGAUAGAGCAAGAAAACAUGGAAUGGAAGAUUUUAUUUCUGCUGAUCCUUGCCAAUUUGAUCAUGCCUCUCUGUUUAGAUUAUUACAAAAUCUCACACUGGAAUAUAGGCUAAACGAUCCGUACUGUUCAUUGGGGUGGUUUAGCCCAGGUCAGGUUUUCGUUCUAGAUGAAUACUGCGCCAGAUAUGGUGUACGAGGAUGUUAUAGACACCUAUGUUACUUAUCUGACUUAUUAGAUAGAGCCGAGAAGAAUUUAAUGAUAGACCCUACCUUGAUCCAUUAUAGUUUCGCGUUUUGCGCAAGUCAUGUUCAUGGAAACAGUAAUAACUUUAGACCGGAUGGAGUUGGGAGCGUCACUCACGAAGAAAAAGAAAAAUUUCAAGAUGUAAAAGAGCGUUUACGUGUUUUAUUAGAGAAUCAAAUUACAAAUUUUAGGUUUUGUUUUCCUUUCGGACGUCCGGAAGGGGCUUUAAAGGCGACUCUUUCAUUGUUGGAAAGGGUUUUAAUGAAAGAUAUUGUCACACCAGUGCCUCCAGAAGAAGUUCGCGGUAUGAUUAAGAAAUGCUUAGAAACUGCUGCCUUAGUAAAUUACACUAGGUUAUCAUCUGAAGCUAAAAUUGAAGAUGAUUUAAGGGGCGAGACCAUAGUCUCUCCAAGUAAGAAACUCGAUGACUUAAUACAUUUGGCUGAACUUUGUGUAGACCUACUCCAGCAAAACGAGGAGCAUUAUGCAGAGCAACUGCGCAAGGCAGACCGGCAACCGUCAAGUCAAGCAGCCUCAGCGGGCGCAAAUACAAAUACUCAGCCAGUAGCGCCCGCUCCAGGCACCCCUGGUGGCCGUGACGCCAAGCACCCUUCUGUGUCUCGCUAUUGCAUGCCUCAGCAUGCUAGUUACACCCCACCAGAUCCUACGGCCUUUGCGUGGUUUAGCGACUUAUUGGUUGAACACGCUGAAAUAUUUUGGUCUUUGUUUGCUGUUGAUAUGGACAGAGUAUUAGCCGAACAACCAGUAGACACUUGGGAUUCUUUUCCACUGUUUCAAAUCCUCAACGAUUAUCUUAGAGCUGACGAUAACUUGAAAAAUGGACGAUUUCAUCAACAUUUAAGAGAUACUUUUGCCCCGUUAGUAGUUAGAUACGUGGAUCUCAUGGAAUCUUCGAUUGCUCAAUCUAUCCACAAAGGUUUUGAGAAGGAGCGGUGGGAAAUUAAAGGUAUGGGAUGUGCAACAUCAGAAGAUCUAUUUUGGAAACUUGAUGCACUUCAAUCGUUCAUAAGAGACCUACAUUGGCCUGAUGCAGAGUUUAGACAACAUUUAGAGCAACGACUGAAGCUGAUGGCUUGUGAUAUGAUGGAGUCCUGCAUACAAAGAACUGAAUCUGCCUUCCAACAGUGGUUGAAGAAAUCUGUUACCUUUAUUUCCACUGAUUAUAUUAUACCAUCUGAAAUGUGUGCAAUGGUGAACGUUAUUUUGGACGCAAAAAAUCAGUCUUUGAAGUUAUGUGCAGUAGAUGGAAUUGACUUGCAUCAAUAUCAUACCAAGAUCGAUGACAUGAUAGAAAAAACAAAUGCCAACAUGGUUCAAGGAUUGAUAAGUAAAAUGAUGUCAGUUUUAGAAGCAACAUUGUCUAAAUUAUCUAGGUACGAUGAAGGCAGUCUCAUAGGAUCAAUUUUAAGUUUCACGAAUGUUUCCGGGUCGGGUAAAGAUAUGGGACAAGGUUAUGUAAAUUUCACAAGGAAUUGCAUGGACCAAAUUCGACAAAAAAUUACAGAUGAACUGUGGAUUCUAACAUUUUUCGAACAGUGGUAUACAAGCCAAAUUAAUAUGUUAUGUAAUUGGUUGUCUGAAAGAUUGGAUCAUACUUUGCACCCUUACCAAUGUACGUGCCUUGCUCAUAUCAUAAAGAAAAUAUAUUCAGACUUUGAACUUCAAGGCGUUAUGGAAGAUAAAUUGAAUUCCAAAGCUUAUCAGACAAUAGCUCAAAGAAUGCAAACAGAAGAAGCUACAUGUGCACUUACUAUGGGUCAGGCCGAAAGUGGAAUGGAUGGAAUCGAUGAAGACGGCGACAACAGAAACAAAACGAAAGUGACAAUAAUGGAAAGCUUAAGUGGAGAAGAUGGAAACUUCGUGUCCAACGUAGGAACUAUGAUAGGUGGGAAAGUGGGAAAUAUAUUUGGUAAAGGGCUGGGUGGAAUUGGUUCAAAAUUAGGAGGAGGAACAGGCAGUUGGUUUUAAAAAUUCGAGUUAUCAUACGAUAUAGCUUUUAUUUUAUUUCUUUUUAAUAUUUUAUAUGACUAUUUGGCCUCAAUAGGGUCUUCUUUUGUAUAAAAUAUACGUAACCUAAAUUUUGUAAAUGAUAUUUUUCAAUUUAUGGUUACAAAUAACAUUAAGUGUAGUUUACUUAAUAAACCGUUAUUAAAUAUAGUAGAACCUCUAAACAACGGUCACUAAAAGUAGUACGACCCUCAACUCUAUGUUCAAAAAUACACUGAAAAAAAUAGGUGGGGAUAAUAAGUUGAUUAGUCCAAUGCCUAAGGAAACAUCUCCAUAUAAUAUAAAUAAUUGUCACAUCCUUUUAUAGCAAGGACAAAACGAAAUAUCACUAACAACUUUUUGCUUAUAAAAUAUUGGAAGAUUUACGAGCCGUAACGAAAUCUUCUCCUUUAUGUUCAUUAUAGACACUCUUGAGUUUGUAAGAUAUUUAGUACUAUUAACUGAUCCUUUAAAAGUUAGAGAGCUAUACACAAUUUCUUUGAUUAGAUGAUCAACCCACUAGUUAAGGUCCCAAAAGAGUACUCCAAAGCAGUUGACCAAAAAAGAGGUUCUACUGUAAUUUCAAAACAGUUGAACUGUAUCCCAUCUGAAAAAUAAAUACAAUGUCCAUAACAAUGAGUACUAAGGGACCACAGAUCUUGUUUGAACUUGAAUAAAGGAUUAAAAAAGAAGAAAACUUCAAAAAAUUGUUUUGUAAAUACUGGCAAAAAUAAACAUAUUUGUCGAUUCCUCAAGUGUUUUGAAAUUAAAUUGUAAAUUCAGCAAAAUAACUCGAUUUGUUAGAAAUAUAUUCAUUUGCUAGCUUUCUUGGUGGGUUGCCAUAGAAUUAAGAAAUAUUGUGAUUUUGAUAAAUAAAUAAACUCUGCACAAAGAAUAGGCAACUCCGACAGUUUGAGAAUUACAUCUAAUAUACAGAUAUAUUUAUUUCUAUGGAUAUUCAACAAAUUAUGAAGUUAUAAUUAAUAUUGCACUGGAUAUCAUUUAUUUUUUAAAUGUGUAAGUAUGUAUCUGAUUCAGAAUUCAGAGGGUUCAAAAAGUUGUGUGUCGUUUGUAUUGAAAGUUUACAGAUUACAACUUAGAACCUUAAAACAACAAACGAUCAAAUUUGAAGAAAUUGACAAAAUAGUGUUUAUAUCGAUUGAAGUGCUCGGACUAGUCAUUGUUACAUUUCUUUUGUUAUUUUACCGAAAUGGUUAAGAUAGGUUAAGAUGAAGAUGGAACUUCUCCAUGAAAAACAUUUAAUAUAGAAGAAAUAUUGAAAUCAUUAUUAGAGAAGUGAGAAUAAAAAGCAGAACUAGAACUAGCAAAAGUAGGAAGACCUAAAAACAAUAUAAAAAUAUGUUGAAUAAAAAUUCACGGUAUAUGUAGAAAUAAGCAAUAUUUUAGAAAACUGCAAGUCUGAAUAGAAUAGCUCAUACUGAAUCAUGGAGGGUGAUCCAGCCAUAAUGCAUAAUAAGUUUUUGGAUAAUUAUCUCAAUUUGAUCUAUUAUUACAGAAGGAUCCGUGACAAAGAAUGUGUUGAGGCGUAUCGUUAAUGUGUCAAAUUAUCUCAUCCUUCAGAUCUUGGCAUUUUGAUGUAAAUUGACAACGUUACUGAAUUUUUCGCGCGAAACAGCCAUCGUUUUGUUCAUUGCCCCAAAUGACGCCCUCCUGUUGGAACCACUUAUCGUCCAGUCUGUAUCUCUAAUUUCUGAUUACAAAAAGUCAGUUAUCAUAGUCCAGCCCAUAAACUCCGUCAAAAAAAUUGUCAGUAAGUUUCAAGUCGUAGGUCAAUUGAACCUUGUCGGUAUAAAUAUGCAUCUGUGAGACUUUCAAGUAUUGAGCAGGAUAGCGAGUUCAGAUGGAGCAAUGUUUUUGCAGAACAAAAUAGGCGACCAUCAACAGGUGUCUUUCCAUCUUCUCCAAUCCCGAUCGAAUAAAAGUUGCCACAAUUCUCCCGGGUAUGAACAUAUUUGAUCGAUGAUGCUUAACAAAAAAUUCAAUAACUGCACUAAAUGCGAUUCGAUUUAGAAGUCCAUUUUUAUAAAAACCUACAACAAUCUUAAAGCGCUGCUCAAUUGUGUACCUCUCCAUGAUAGAUAGCAUUUGUCAAAGAGUAAAACAAAGAACUAUCGAACGAAGUUGGACAAAAAGUUGACGCAAAGGUAUAACUCAGAUUUAACAUCGUGCAUUAUGGUUGGACAAACCUUAUUUUAAAAUAAUAUAAUAAUGAAUCUAAUGAAUAUGCCCGGCUAAUUUAUUUACUACUCGCCGAAGUGUAGGCUCGUUAUCCAAUAACAAAGCCUUGUGUCAGCAUAGUUUCUAGUGGUCUAGCUGAAAAUAUACUACGGCUAGUUGAGAAAGAAUAAUAAGGUUCAUUUACACGGAGUGAGUUAGCCGUUAAUCGCUGAGUACACACUAAUGAACCUAAGAAAAAUCUAAGAAGGUGAAGGCUCCACGUCAAGCAAAAUUUGGCAAAGUUAAGUGUUACACCGUCAAGAUAUGUGCAAAACACACAUAAAUAAGUAAAGCACUUAAUUGCAAAUAUCCUUUAGGAUAUUGACGAAAUGAGCUUUAGUUUAAAAUUACGCCGUCCGUAAAAAUUAUUCUGUUUUGUUUUUUUUUCGAUCACUCAGUUUGUUUUUUAGGAUAUUUUUACUCCAAGUGCUUUAUGUUACAGGGAUUAAUGAGCAAUAAACUGAUCAAAAACUUUCACUAAACGUCUAAUCUCUCACGUAAUAGAUUACUAAAUGCAAACACAUAUAAUCUAUCUAUCUCUUUUAUUUAUAUGCUAGAUAAAAGGAUAUCACGGCCAAAUAUUUGGAAAUAAUCCCAAUUUUACAUAUCAUCAAGUGUUCUCAGACACCGAUGUUUUCAAACAUCUUGUAAGACACAAAAAUAUCCAUUCACUGAAUACAUAAGAAACCGCUUUAUAAAUUUAUAAUUAAUAAUUUUAAUAAAUAGUCAAUAUGAUUUUCUUUCAUUUAAUGGAUGUACAACAUCUAAGAGUAUACACAAUUAUCUCUUCGAGGUGUACUUGAGAUAUUCCUCGUACAUUAACCAACACCAAUUUAGAAGGAGCAUGAAUAACCAGCUCAACUGCUGAAAAACAGAAAAUUGGAAUACUAAAUUUGCAAUCAAAAUCAUUAUAAUUAAUUUUGAUAUCGACAGAUUUCAUUCGAAUUCCUAAUCAUUGACUAAUAGUUUAGUACUUGAAGUUUUUAGAAAGCAAGACAAAUUACUGAUUGGAAUUUUGAACUUAUUUUCACAUUUAUUCUUGAAGUUUUAAGAUAGUUCAGAAACCCAGUAAGUUAACUACUACAGUCUUACUGGUCACAAAUACUUUUUCGAUUGAUAUUUGCUAAUUAUAUAAUAUAAUAAAGAAUAUCUACUGUAUUUUGUAGUACUAAAAGUAAAAAUUUCAGAAAUAAAUAUUAAAUUCACUGUUAUGCGUUUCUAAAUCCAGUAUUCACAAUAUUAUGUUAUCAAUAUGUAUUAUAUGUAGCUUGUAUUUAGAAAUACAUUUCAAAUCCUUUGCCAGUGAUAAUGUUUUAAGCAAUGCGAAAUGUUAGUCGUAGUAUCCAUAAAUUAUUCUAUAUUCGGGGUAAUAUUUGUAAAUGUUUCGGAUUAGCUCUCUGUCAUUUUUGCAACAAAUAAAAUACAUAAUAAUUUUGGAAGUCCCAUACGUUCUUUCAAACAUAUUGAAUGCUGGGAACAUAAGUGGUGUAAUCAAAUACUAGCACUACUUUUAAGUCGACAUAAAUAUGACGUCAACACGCUGGGUACCUAUCAUGUUUUGGAACAAGUUAUGAAUAUGAUGUAUAUGGUUCAAGACAUCAUUAUCACUGGCCAAAAUUAUUUUUAGGGGUGUAAUUUCGGAAUGCAAGCAUAAUAUGAAUAGUUUAUGCAGAAAAGUAUCGAUACAUAUAUUUUAAAUAUUAAGUGAAUAUUUGUAGUUAAAAUGGAUUAUUGAAGAUAUAAAAUUAAAACAGUUUCAAUAAUAUUCAUGAAUAGAAUAAACUUCUAUAUACAUAUUCAUUUGAACUUAUUUUAUUCAAUAUAUUUAUCCAGUGCAAACUUAUCUAUGGGAUUGUUCAUGUUCUAUCCAAAUAAUAAUAUAUCUAGUUAUUGCAUACCUUGUUAUGAAAUAGAUUGAUAGAAAAUCAGUUAUUAGGUGCAAACAUGUUAAACAGAACUACAUAAGUGACUUUAGAUACUGUUUUAAUGAAUUUUGAGGUUAAGAUUCAUUCUCAUUUUAAGUAAAACAUUAUUUAAAGAUGGUCCGAAUUUUUUUUUAACACUGCUUUACACUGAAGUGGUUCUGUUCAGUAUUUUUGUCGAAAAUGGCUUUCCAAUCCGUUUCUUGGAUAGUCUAUAUAUAAAAUAAAUUUAUUACUUUCGUUGUAUUGCUUAGAGCUGUAUCGUAUUACUUACUAUAAGACAGAGCUGACAAAGUAAGCAUAACUGGCUUUACUUAAAAAUUUCGUAUGAAUAAUGAAUGAGAUUAAUAUUAAUUAAAUGGAUAAUACAUUUGAUUUAUUAUUUUCCAAACACACUACAAAUGUUAUGUUCUUUAUCUUUUUAUAACAAAUAAAAUAUAAUUAAUAUAUAUCAGUCAACUAUAACAGUUUUCUAAAAGUUGUUAGGUAUAUUACAUAUCUACCUACAAUUUUCCCUUCUAUUCUAUAAAGCAAAUUAUUCCGACUUCUAGUUAGUAUACUGAUAAAAUUUGGAUACUAUAACAUCUAAUUGAGAUAGAUUUAUAAUAAAAAGUUAGUUAUGAAAAUAAAAAUGGCUUGAAAUAUCAUAUGAUAAAGUCGUACGUAGUAUUUCCAUUAGACACAUGCAUAUGAAGAAUUAACAACAUACUUUUCCUUGUAGAAGUUUUCGUUUAAAUGGAUAAAUUCAAUAACAUAUAGAAUCAGGAGAACGUUACCUUUAUACAACAUUCCUCACCAAUAAUUCCUAAUUAUACGGAAGACUUUUCGGAAAUUAUGGUCCUGGGUUAGAUCACACAUCAGCUCAUUACGGGUCCUAACCCAUAAGUAAAUUCUUAACACAGUUUCCGAACGUUGCGUUUUCACAUAAACCUUUGAAUUUUAUUGCUUGAGGCAUAAAUUUACAACUGGGUAUUAAACUGAAAUCUAAACUAUGAAUUAAACUCUAGUUCAAACCGAAAAUAAAAUUACUAUAUUUUACAGACCACAGUGGAAUCCAGAUGUUUUUAACAGCGGUAAUUUAAUCUAACUUUUCCCAUAGAACAAAAAAUCUGCUUGUAGUAAUUCUUAAUUUAAAUUUUUUACGAAAAGGUGUAUGAAUAUGUAUAAACGAAAAUGAACUGAAAACUUCUCCAACUUUUUGAACAAAUACAAAGAAUCGAAUGCAAAAAAGCGAUUCAAUGACCUGGAAGAGGAGAGAAAAAGAUUUGAAGUAGUGAAUCAAUUCACUUCGAUAUAACAACGAAUUGAAAAAAUAAGUGGAGCAAUUUAAAAUAAAUCACCUGUAAAAUUUCGCAGUUGAAAACCAAAAUUUUUACAAAAUUGGUGGAGGCCUUACCCUUCUCUUAUAAGUGCGAUAGAUGAGGAGAUCGAAUAAGUCAGUGAAAGAUUUGAAGUUGUUACAGGUGAUACGGCGAAUGUAACAUCUUCAUAACCUAUUUAAGGCAGUAAAUAUUGAGCUUCAACCAACCAAAACUAACUAUAUCUACCUGUUGAUACUUCAUUAGUAUUAGGUAUUACGUCGUUGAAUUCCUCGAUAUGAAUUGCAUUUUAUCAAAACCAAAACUCUUUACUUGACGUGAUAUCGUAAAAACAUAAACGAUUUGAAAAAGCUAGGAUAGAGUUCUCAGUUUCUUAUUAAAAUUAAGAGUAAACCACCCCUGGAUCGUCGGUUAGGUUUGUCAAUAAACGCCACCUAUAAAACAUGAAAAAGUCGAUAUCUGUUGUUUAAGCUGACGUUUAAGGUUUAAAGAUUUAAACUAAACAAAACAUUGUAAAAUUGCGCUCUAAUUUCGUGUGUUAAUUUUCUAUAUUUCACGUUUAUUUUUCUAUAUUAUUUCUGCAAUUAUACACUUUUAUUCAUUAUAAUUGAGCCGUCAUUAGAGAUUUGCCCACUAAUACAGAUUUGACACUAAAUUUUAACACCAAUAAGCUUUAUAUUGGAAAACCCAAAUAUCUGAAAAUCGCAGUUUUAGAAAAACAGUGAACGUGUACUGGAUUUCUUUCGAAGCAUUCAAAUCAUGAUCGGGUUAACUCAAUCAUAUUUCCCGAAAAUACCCACAACUAUUGUUGUGCAGUAUACAAAUCGUUACGAAUUGGUUUAUAUAGAUUUUUUCACCGUUUAUGUACGGUAAGCAGUUGAGUACAGAUUAGCUUGUUACUCAAUUGAGUCCGUUGAAGUGAAAGAAAUUUCAAAUUGACAAAAACUGACAAUCAGGAUCUUCGUCUGAUGAAAACAAGGAAACAAAGGAAAAAUGCAUGACACAACUGAUGAAAAAAUUUAUUCAAUCAACAGACCUACUUAAACAAUAAACUAGAGGUACUUUGUCCCAAUAAAAUUAAAUUUAGAUUUGCUGACAUCAGAAACACCAUCCGAUCAACUUUUUUGAAAAAACCCACAAUUGAGAUUUUGCAUAAAAUAUCAUCAGAUAUUUCAAGAGGAAGGAAAUCUCCUUUUCAUCGUUCAUUCUCACUUUCAAUUUUCCAAGUAGAAAAUUGCCAAAUUUUAUCAGUACCUAAUGUAUAUUAGUAAUUAAUAUGGAUAGAUGGUUACUAUGCCAUGCUCUGUUAGAAAUAUUUGAAUAAAGUCGUACAAAAGGUUGCUUGAACUUCGGCAUCACGUUGUAUUUCAGGUACUAUGAGUAACUAAACUAAUAGUUAUAAAAUCUUAAAAUCAAUUUAUGAUAAAAUAUCAACAUUGAAACAUAACUUUAAUGAUUACUGCAUGCAAUCUUAAACUAUAGUUACCUAUAUUUGCAAUGAGCAUUGAAGAGUAUCAUUAGUUUUCAAUUUAUGUACAUUAAAUUCUUUUAAAAUUUUUUCACAUGAACACACAUAUAAAAAGAUACCAUUACAGAUUAACUACAACAAAAUGUAAUUAUCCAAUGUACCUACUAAAAAAUUAAUGCACGAGGUAAUACAAUAAUUAAUACCAGUUAAUACUAAUAGUGAUCUAGCAUAGAAUAGAAUGAAUUUGAUUGGUAGUUUAAAAUAAUGUUACAUUGGAAAUUGGAAAAGAAAUGCUCUCUAUAAAAUGACUAGUCGCAGUUGUGAGAAAGUGAAUCAUGAACAAAUAAUUUAAGCGUUUAACUUAUACAGGCUGCUAUGAGACAUAGAGUAAAAAGUGAUUCUAUGUGUUCAAUUAUUAUGAAUAUCAUCAACAAAAUUCGUAUGCGGUAGUGAUUUUUUGUGGAAGAGACGAAUCGAUAAUUCAAAAGAAAAGAUUCAAAUUAUAAAUAUUUAUGCACAUUGGGACCUAUGUAUAAAAAUAUUUUGCCACUUAUCUUACAAAUUGAAAUACUGAAAAAUUAUAAGAAAGGAUAUGAAACUCCUCAAUGCCCCGUUGUCUUCUUAAAAUCUUCAACUUUUGAAAAUUGUUAUAUAAAUAAUAUAUGUAUAGAAUGCUUUUAACUUAAGUUCUUGUAUUUAUCAAACCUACUUAUACAUUCUUGAAUAGAAAUAAAUUUAUAAACAAUGAAUAUCCUUUAUUAAUAUUGCAAUAUAGUUAUUGAAAUACUGUUUUUUUAUUCACUUAUUAGUAAGUAGUAAUUUGAAAUACGGGUCUAUUAUGUCCACAGGAAGCGAUUAUUUAUAAAUUAAUUUCCUAAAAUCUAUACACAUGUUAACCAGUUACGGACCAUAUACAUAUUGUUAUGUUCAACUAACAUGUACUAUAAAUAAUAAAUUGUUUUAAUACAUCA